Choloepus didactylus (southern two-toed sloth) is the source of this 2561-nucleotide messenger RNA. It is a transcript of the gene PAPSS1, whose product is annotated as 3'-phosphoadenosine 5'-phosphosulfate synthase 1. The transcript is spliced from 12 exons. Gene Ontology annotation, molecular function: adenylylsulfate kinase activity; ATP binding; sulfate adenylyltransferase (ATP) activity. NCBI's taxonomy places the organism in Eukaryota, Metazoa, Chordata, Mammalia, Pilosa, Megalonychidae. The record is from RefSeq and is a predicted model, not a curated record. Bases 93 to 1967 code for a protein of 624 amino acids. Gene Ontology annotation, biological process: 3'-phosphoadenosine 5'-phosphosulfate biosynthetic process; sulfate assimilation.
CGCCCCCGCCCCCGCCCUUCUCUAGCCGGCCUCUCCUCCUUCUGGUACUUCUCGGAGCAGAGAACCUCAGCAGCCGUGCGCGCUCUGCACCUAUGGAGAUCCCUGGGAGCCUGUGCAAGAAAGUCAAGCUGAGCAAUAACGCGCAGAACUGGGGGAUGCAGAGAGCAACUAAUGUUACCUAUCAAGCCCACCAUGUGAGCAGGAACAAGAGAGGUCAGGUGGUGGGGACCAGAGGUGGCUUUCGUGGUUGCACAGUUUGGCUAACAGGCUUAUCUGGAGCAGGGAAGACAACAGUAAGCAUGGCUUUGGAGGAGUACUUAGUGUGCCAUGGUAUUCCGUGUUAUACCUUGGAUGGUGACAAUAUUCGUCAGGGUCUCAAUAAGAAUCUUGGGUUUAGUCCUGAAGACAGGGAAGAGAAUGUUCGACGCAUUGCGGAAGUUGCUAAGCUAUUUGCAGAUGCCGGCCUAGUGUGUAUCACAAGUUUUAUAUCACCUUAUACUCAGGAUCGCAACAAUGCAAGGCAAAUUCAUGAGGGUGCAAGUUUACCUUUUUUUGAAGUAUUUGUUGAUGCUCCUCUGCAUGUUUGUGAACAGAGGGAUGUUAAAGGACUGUACAAAAAAGCACGGGCUGGAGAAAUUAAAGGUUUCACAGGGAUUGAUUCUGAAUAUGAAAAACCAGAGGCCCCUGAAUUGGUGCUGAAAACAGACUCCUGUGAUGUAAACGACUGCAUUCAGCAAGUUGUGGAACUCCUACAAGAAAGGGACAUUGUACCUGUGGAUGCUUCUUACGAAGUAAAAGAACUGUAUGUGCCAGAAAAUAAACUUCAUUUGGCAAAAACAGAUGCAGAAACGUUACCGGCACUGAAAAUUAAUAAAGUAGAUAUGCAGUGGGUGCAAGUUUUGGCUGAAGGUUGGGCAACACCACUGAAUGGCUUUAUGAGAGAGAGGGAGUACUUGCAGUGCCUUCAUUUUGAUUGUCUUCUUGAUGGGGGUGUCAUUAACUUGUCAGUACCUAUAGUUCUGACAGCUACCCAAGAAGAUAAAGAGAGGCUGGAUGGCUGCACAGCAUUUGCUCUGAUGUAUGAGGGCUACCGCGUGGCUAUUCUUCGUAAUCCAGAGUUUUUUGAGCACAAGAAGGAAGAGCGCUGUGCCAGACAGUGGGGGACCACGUGCAAGAACCAUCCCUACAUCAAGAUGGUUAUGGAACAAGGAGAUUGGCUGAUUGGAGGAGAUCUUCAAGUCCUGGACCGAAUUUAUUGGAAUGAUGGUCUUGAUCAGUAUCGUCUUACUCCCACUGAGCUAAAGCAGAAGUUUAAAGAUAUGAAUGCUGAUGCUGUCUUUGCAUUUCAAUUACGCAAUCCGGUGCACAAUGGACAUGCUCUAUUAAUGCAGGACACUCAUAAGCAGCUCCUGGAGAGAGGCUACCGGCGCCCUGUCCUUCUCCUUCACCCUCUUGGUGGCUGGACAAAGGAUGAUGAUGUUCCUUUGAUGUGGCGUAUGAAGCAGCAUGCUGCAGUGCUGGAGGAAGGAGUCCUGAAUCCUGAAACAACAGUGGUGGCCAUCUUCCCAUCUCCUAUGAUGUAUGCUGGACCAACUGAGGUCCAGUGGCAUUGCAGAGCACGAAUGGUUGCCGGUGCCAAUUUUUACAUUGUUGGACGAGACCCUGCUGGCAUGCCUCAUCCAGAAACAGGGAAGGAUCUCUAUGACCCAACUCAUGGUGCCAAAGUGCUGACAAUGGCCCCUGGCCUAAUCACCUUGGAAAUAGUUCCCUUUAGAGUGGCAGCUUACAAUAAAAAGCAGAAGUGUAUGGACUACUAUGACUCUGAACACCACGAAGACUUUGAAUUUAUUUCAGGAACACGAAUGCGCAAACUUGCCCAAGAAGGCCAGAAACCUCCUGAGGGUUUCAUGGCUCCCAAGGCUUGGACUGUGCUGAUGGAGUACUACAAAACUUUAGAGAAAGUUUAAGCUGUUAACCUACUCACUCCACCUUUGACACUUCACUGAUAAACACACAGGGACCACACAGUCACUGUGGGCCUUGCUUUGUGGUGGCGUAUGUCUGGAAGCACUUCUUAAAAACAGACCGUUUUCCUUAACUAGCAUCAGUUUUCGUCUGCCUCAUGAUUUCUGUUUUGAACUAGUGUAACACACUGCCAGUUUUAAUGUAUCUUUUCCAUUUAUUAUAGCUAAUACUCCUUCAAUAUGAUUUUAAAAUCUUGUCUUUUUAUAUUAUAUGUAUGUUUCUGUCUUACGAUUUUUUCAAGCUGUUAUCUUGGUCGUAACCAGUAGUACACACAUCGAAUCUUACUUUUCAUCCCUUUAAAGAAAAGAAAAAGCCACUAAACAAUAAACUUGGCUAGAGCUUGUUUUGGAAUUUUACAAGACAUCUGUGGCAAUUAUAUUUUUUUCUACACUGCAAAUAUGAACUGCCUUUCUUCCUUCCAGUCAGCUAUUGAUCUCUCAGCUGUUAUAAUUUAAACUAUUCUUAUGAUCUGUGUAAGCCCUGCAUGAACUUUCUCUAUUCAAUAAAGUUAGAUUUUUGGCUUAUUUACCUGAUAA